Molecule: messenger RNA, 1836 nt
Organism: Ostertagia ostertagi
Lineage: Eukaryota; Metazoa; Nematoda; Chromadorea; Rhabditida; Trichostrongylidae
Source: the annotation of a GenBank genome assembly
AUGAAUUACGUGAAGUUCAACAUGGAUCUGGUAGUUGGUUUGGGAGUACUGCAUCCGAAAAAGAUGGAAAUAGAUAACGGCCAGUGUUCGUCGUCCGAAGAUGAUUGUACGGAGCAAUCAGAAUCCUCUCACCGUCAUUCAGCUGUAGUUAAAUUGGAUCUUGAUACGGAAGAUAUUGCUCAAAGAGUGCUUCGUGUUCUAAGUGUUGACAAGGAGCCGAGCCGAAGUAAUGCAGUACGAGUUUUUGCUGUAGAAGGACGCAUUCUGCAAAUGUUGGUGGUAUAUUAUCGCGCUUCCAUAGUUAAUUUGGCUUUAGAUCAGUGUCUUUUCACAGCAAUUGGAAUUCCUAAAUAUCAAAAGAUCACAGCAGCUGAUAGGAAAUCCCUUCAAAGAUCCCUGGCUAACUUACUUGAUAUGUGCGAUUUAGCCAAAUCCACCAUAGAUUUAACAACGCAGAAAAAAUGGAUUACAAUGUUCAAAGGGCUGAAAUCGAAGCUUGAGGAUGAGGCGAAGAAAAUCCAAGCAUCAAUGCAGCAGUAUGGUGAACAACUAACUCAGCAAGUUGAGCAUAUAAGAGGCGCCACGAGCGAUGCUGGCAGUGAGGGUGGAUCUAGCAUCACUCGACGGUUUUUGAAUUCCGUCGGUGGUUCCACGACGGUAUCUCCCAAUUUGCAAGAUUCUCUAAACCAUUCCGUUGGCACCGCUCUUAUGGAAGAAGUGACCGAAGGUGAUUUGCUUGGUUUGGAUUCUUCAUCACGUCAAAGACGACUGUCAGGAGGCUCUACCCAUAGCACUGAGAGUUCGCUUUCCACCUUAUUUCAAUCUGUUCCUGGCUUAGCUGGUACAACUUUGGAUGCUGGGGAUUCUGAUAGUGAGACUGUUGACGAGUAUGGCUCUGGCGUAAUUCGUUCUGCUUCAAAGGACCAAAUAUCCAGUGUUCUUUCAAGACUUCAAGGUCGUGCGUCAACGUAUAAAGAUAAAUAUAGAGAUCUGGUGAAAAAAUACAACGAUGUUGUGACGGAAAACAAUAAAUGCAGGACAGUCCUAGCACAAACGCAGGACAAGGCCCUCGAUCGGAUCGCAAAACUGAAACGCGAAAAGAAAGCUCUUGGAGAAAAGUUGCGGGAACUGGAAGAAAGUCGGUCCACCUCUUCUCCGGCUGAGCACAAACAGCAUCGCUUGGAGGAAAUGCUAGAAAAAUGCAAAGUGGAGAUUACUAAGAAUCGUGCUAAGAUAAAAGAACUGACUCAAGAAAAUGAAAAGCUAUCACUCAGCGUUAAAGCUGCUGAAAGUGAGUCUGAUAUAUCAACUUUGGUGGCGGAUCGUGUGGCAAAUGAAUGGAAACAGAGAAUCGAUAAGGUGGAGGAGGAAUGGACGGAGCGGAUGAACAAAGUUGGUACUUUGCUCAAAAUUCAGCUAAAGCUUAACGAUAUUGAGGAAACUUCUUUGCAGAAUGAUGCCGAUCAUGCGAUACAGCUGGCAACAACGAAGGCUGACAUGCAUGCUGCGUUGGAAACGAAAGACAAGGAGAUUGAAUCUUGGAGGUCAAAAUGUCGCACCCUAGAGGUACAAGACGGGCAAGCGAACGAACGCUGGCAAAAGAAAGUCGAUGAACUACAACAAGUAAUUCAGGCACUGGAAGCAGAGAAGGGCGACAUGAUCGAGAAGCUGUCGGCAGCAAAAUUGCAAGGAGUCAAAGCUGUCCGAGACGAAGAAGAGAAAAAACGGGAAGAGCUUGUAGCUGAAUUCUCAGAAAAAGAACAGAGACUGCAGCAAGAGUUUGAAACAAGAUUCAGGCAGUUCGAGUCUUCGAAAGAGGAAGAAAUUCUACAGUUG